AUGGUGGAAGACAUCUCGUCAAUGCCAGUCGCAGACCUCAAGGCGAAAACCAAGGCGAAAACGCGGUAUCUGAAGCGUAAAAAGUCACGACGACAAGCUAGAAAAUCUGCAGCUCCCAAACAGGCUAUCAAUGUAUCACAGCACCAUGAAGAGACCGACGUAGAGAGCAGUAAUGAUACUGAAAACGAAGACUAUGCACCUCGAGAACAACCUUCAAAUGUUAGCCACUCAAAGGAGCUGGGGGAGGCACACGAGGGCAGCAGAGAAGAGAGACCCAAAAAGAAGCGGAAGGUAUCAUUGUCACAUUCUGAGGAAGGGGGGGAUCGCAUGUCAGAAGUUGAAGGGGUGGAAGUGGUUGAUGAAGUAGAUGCUCCUCUCCCCGUCGCCGCGCCGCAAACCUUCCGAGUCAAGUCCUCGGACCCGGAACCGCAGAUGUCCCUCCCAGUAUUCCCCCUUCCAACUUUACCUGAUGCACCACCUAAAUCUAUACUCGCAUUGCAAGGUCUUGAUCAAGCUUUAAUUGAAGCUGAAGUUGUCAAUCCCUCCUCUCGACUACCUAUAAUACCUAACGGAGAUGAUACUUGCACUGGUUUAUCUGAAAAGACAAGAAGGCGCCUCAUAGAACUAGGGAUUACUGAACUAUUUGCUGUUCAGACUGCACUUCUCCCUUUUCUGCUAAGAUCCUCCGCCAUGCGGAGGUCACUGUACGCACCAUUUGACCCGCCGCGGGAUGUAUGUGUUUCCGCCCCUACUGGAAGUGGGAAAACGCUCGCAUACGUGCUCCCAAUCGUUGAGAUUCUGUCAACAAGAAUUGUAACACAUCUCCGUGCCCUCAUCGUUCUCCCGACGCGUGACUUAGUCAUGCAAGUUCGGGAAACAUUAGAGGCAAUCGCAAAAGGACGGGGUUUGAAGAUUGGUGCAGCCACUGGACAGCACUCAUUCGCUCACGAGCAGUCGCAACUAGUUGCGGACAUGUCAGCCAAACUCUCUGGUGGAUCGAGUAAAGUUGAUAUUUUGAUCUGUACGCCAGGGCGCCUCAUUGAUCAUCUCAACGGAACACCGAACUUUUCUUUACAGCACCUCCGCUUCUUGGUCAGCCUCUUUGUAGAUGAAGCUGACCGAUUGCUUGCUCAGUCAUUCCAAGACUGGCUAGCUCAAGUUCUUGCCGCUACGCAACCAUUUUCAAGAAUGGUCCCUGAGAACACCGACUUCAAAGCUUCAGCUCCCCUUUGCGAUUCUGUUGCUCCUGCUUUUCUUCACAUUCACGGGGAUGUAGGCAUACACACCGACAUCGAUGAAAAGAAAGACGUCUCAUGUCAAAAAUUACUGUUUUCUGCGACACUCACUAGUGACCCGGGAAAGCUUGCGGCUCUGGACCUCCGAAAUCCAAAGUACUUUGUUGUACAAGGUCUAUCUGAAGAAUCAGAAAUCGAUGGUAUUCCUAAUGUUAUUGCGGAACGGUUUACCAUGCCCGAAGCACUAAAGGAACACAUGAUUAUCUGUGAGGCCCCUCAGAAACCAUUGAUGCUCUUCCAUCUUGUGCACAACCAUUCCGUCCGCAAUGCACUUAUUUUCACAAAAUCGUCCGAAUCGGCCUCUCGUCUUGUACGUUUAUUCGAAUUUUUCGAAGCCGCUAUCUCCUCCGGAAAUCCGAUUGUUGUUCGGUCAUACUCGAGUGAUCUUCCGACUAACGAGCGCAGGACUAUAUUAGAAAAAUUCAAGGCUCAAGAGGUCCAUCUGAAAGUUCAACCCAUUUUCAUUCUGCAGCCUGAUCUCAUAUCAAGGGGUAUUGACAUCAGCCAUGUGUCGCACGUGGUCAGUUAUGAUGCACCAGUGGAUAUAAGAAAAUAUGUACACCGGGUUGGUAGAACUGCUCGAGCAGGGAGAACUGGAGACGCUUGGACGUUGGUUGAAGAACAAGAGGCACACUACUUCAAAUCUAUGUUAAGAAGCGCCGGUCACCUAGAAAAGGUCCAACGAAUGAGAAUAUCGGCCCAAGACACAGCUUCGCUAUCAUCGGCGUAUGAGAUGUCUCUCCGAAGCCUACGGGAUGCGUACACACGGUAG
This is a messenger RNA of Suillus clintonianus, 2067 nucleotides long. Its product is annotated as DEAD-domain-containing protein. Gene Ontology annotation, cellular component: nucleus. The transcript is spliced from 11 exons. The record is from RefSeq and is a predicted model, not a curated record. Bases 1 to 2067 code for a protein of 688 amino acids. Lineage: Eukaryota; Fungi; Basidiomycota; Agaricomycetes; Boletales; Suillaceae. Gene Ontology annotation, molecular function: ATP binding; nucleic acid binding.